AUGUGGGUCCCAAGCGCACUCAUGAAGCAGCUGCCCAUUCAGUCUACGGCUGGGGCCGUCCCAGUUCGCAAUGAGAAAGGUGAGAUUUCAAUGGAAAAAGUGAAGGUAAAGCGUUAUGUGUCUGGAAAGAGGCCAGAUUAUGCCCCUAUGGAGUCCUCAGAUGAAGAGGAUGAAGAAUUUCAGUUCAUUAAGAAAGCUGAGGAACAAGAAGCAGAACCUGAGCAGCAGGAAGAGGAUUCACCCAGUGACCCCCGACUUCGGCGUUUACAGAACCGCGUUAGCGAAGAUGUGGAAGAGAGACUGGCUCGACACCGGAAAGUAGUGGAACCUGAAGUGGUAGGGGAAAGUGACUCAGAAGUAGAAGGAGAUGCUGGGCGCCUGGAACGGGAAGGUAGCAGCGAAGAAGAGGGGGAAGAAAUUGAUGAUGAGGAAAUAGAGCGGCGCCGUGGCAUGAUGCGUCAGCGAGCACAGGAGAGGAAAAAUGAGGAGCUGGAAGUGGAAGAUGAAGGACGCUCUGGGGAGGAGUCGGAGUCCGAGUCCGAGUCUGAGUCUGAGGAGUACACGGACAGUGAAGAGGAGAUGGAGCCUCGACUUAAGCCUGUCUUCAUUCGAAAGAAGGACCGGGUGACAGUUCAAGAGCGAGAAGCUGAGGCACUGAAACAGAAGGAGCUGGAGCAGGAAGCAAAGCGCAGGGCUGAGGAGCGGCACAAGUACACACUGAAGAUUGUAGAAGAAGAGACCAAGAAAGAGCUAGAGGGGAACAAGCGGUCUCUCGCCGCACUGGACGCACUCAAUACUGAUGACGAAAAUGAGGAGGAGGAGUACGAGGCAUGGAAAGUCCGAGAGCUCAAAAGAAUCAAGAGGGACAGAGAAGACCGAGAAGCGCUUCAAAAGGAGAAAGCAGAAAUUGAACGCAUGCGAAACCUGACUGAGGAAGAAAGGCGGGGUGAACUUCGGGCAAAUGGCAAAGUCAUUACCAACAAAGCUGUUAAGGGCAAAUACAAGUUUUUACAGAAGUAUUAUCACCGGGGGGCCUUCUUCAUGGAUGAGGAUGAAGAGCUCUACAAGAGAGAUUUUAGUGCACCUACUCUUGAGGACCAUUUCAACAAAACCAUUCUUCCGGAAGUCAUGCAGGUCAAGAAUUUUGGACGGUCUGGUCGCACCAAGUACACCCACCUUGUGGAUCAAGAUACCACUUCCUUUGACUCUGCAUGGGGCCAAGAGAGUGCCCAGAACACAAAGUUCUUUAAACAAAAGGCAGCUGGGGUACGGGAUGUGUUUGAGCGACCAUCUGCUAAGAAGAGGAGAACCACCUAGGCUUCAACUGCGUAUUCCAACUG
Peromyscus californicus insignis is the source of this 1340-nucleotide messenger RNA. RefSeq names its product microfibrillar-associated protein 1-like. Gene Ontology annotation, molecular function: RNA binding. NCBI's taxonomy places the organism in Eukaryota, Metazoa, Chordata, Mammalia, Rodentia, Cricetidae. Gene Ontology annotation, cellular component: U2-type spliceosomal complex. The transcript has a single exon. Gene Ontology annotation, biological process: mRNA splicing, via spliceosome. Bases 1 to 1317 code for a protein of 438 amino acids. The record is from RefSeq and is a predicted model, not a curated record.